Messenger RNA from Anisakis simplex (herring worm), 1302 nucleotides. NCBI's taxonomy places the organism in Eukaryota, Metazoa, Nematoda, Chromadorea, Rhabditida, Anisakidae. The record is from the annotation of a GenBank genome assembly.
AUGUGUAUUCAAGUUGAGAGCGGAAAACUGAACGAUCUACAUUUAAAUCACAUCUUAUUGGCCGGAGCAAUUCCGUGGACCGAACAAAAAUUUCAUGGCAUAACAUCUCAAUUACAUUUUGAUACAAUUUUCACAGCUCUCACGUUCAAAUGUUUACCCAAAUCUUCUAUCUGCUUACCCACCUCAAAAUGCGCGACUUCAGGCAAAAUUCGAUCGAACUGCAUGUUCCUCGACUCAGGAAUAAGGAAACUCGUCCAGCAAGGCCUUGCUGAUUACACGCCAAUGUUUUUGUCUGAUACGAGCACUCUCUACAGUACUUUCGCUAUGCCAGUUGAUGUAGCUCUUAUUACGGUCUCACCAAUAGAUGAACACGGAUACUGUACGUUGGGGGUGAGUGCCGAUUGCUCAGUUUCAGCAGUGAGAGCGGCUCGGAACAUCAUUGCGUUGGUUAAUGAAACAAUGCCGCGAACCUUCGGUGAUACAACUAUACAUUGUUCGCAUAUUGAUGCGUUAGUGAAUGCAACAACAGCGAUUCACGCAAAAAGCGAUUUGAGAAACACUGAAAGUGAUGAUGAAAUUGGUAAACUGAUCGCAGAAAAUCUGGUUGACAAUGGUGCGACUUUACAAUUGGGUAUUGGUGCAAUACCAGAUUCCGUCCUUUCGGCAAUGCGAAAUCACAAAGAUCUCGGCAUACACACGGAGAUGUUCUCUGAUGGAGUGAUUGAUCUGAUUCAACGAAAUGUUAUCAACAAUUCAAAAAAGAAUGUCGAUCCCGGAAAAGUGAUAGCGACGUUCGCCUAUGGCACUGAACAGUUCUAUAAAUUCAUCAAUAAUAAUCCCCUUUUUGCAUUCCGAAGUUGUGCAUAUACGAACGAUCCGCAGCUGAUCAGAAGGCAUCAUAAAAUGACUGCGAUAAAUUCAGCCAUUGAAAUAGAUCUUACUGGACAGAUUGCAUCUGAUUCCAUUGGAGCUUCAUUUUAUUCAGGAUUUGGUGGUCAGACGGAUUUCGUCUACGGAACUGCGACGGCUGAGGAUGGGCAAGGAAAAGCAAUAAUUGCUUUGCCGUCAACAACCGCUAAGGGGCAGUCCAAAAUUGUACCAUUCCUUAAGGAGGGUGCUGGUGUCGUUGCUACAAGAGGUCAUGCAAGAUAUAUUGUCACCGAAUAUGGCAUUGCAAAUAUAUGGGGGAAAUCGGUACGGCAACGUGCUUACGAAUUGAUCCGAAUUGCACAUCCUGACCAUCGCAAAUCGCUUGAAAAAGCCGCUUUCGAACGUCUCAAAUGUAUGCCAAGUAGAGGCUGA